AUGCUAAUCUUUGUUCUAUAUAAGAAGAAGGUUUUAGAUAUUUUCUGCAAUAAUUGUUUCAAGUUAGUUGUUCGUGACAUUAACAUCUUCCUGAUAGAAAUAAUGUUUCUCUGCCUCCCUAGCUCCUGUUGCGUUACAAUUAAUCGGCAAAGAAAAUUAGUUUCCCAAACACACAGAAGAAGAAGCCUGCCAACAAUCCUGUCCGCCAUGAUUGUGUCAAAGCUCAGUGAGUUAACACAUCCACGGCGAUCAGCUCAGUACCAUCCUAGCGUUUGGGACCUCAAACUCAUUGAAUCCUUAAGCACUCCCUAUACUUAUGAAUUGUAUGCCACCCGAUUGGAGGAGUUGAAACGAAAUGCUAAAUGCUUGCUGACGUCCAAUAAAGACCCUUCUGUCCUUUUCAAGCUUGCUUCCACGAUGAAGCGGUUAGGAGUUGCUUACCACUUUGAAAAUGAGAUUGAAGAAGCUAUUGGUGUUUUGUAUCCGGAUGUCACAAGCAAUCUUUACUCCACUGCUUUGCAGUUUCGAGUUUUAAGAGAACAUGGUUUUUCGAUUAGCUCAGAUGUGUUCGACAAAUUCAAAAGCUGCGGUGGGAGAUUCAUGGACAGCUUAAGCAGUGAUAUGGAGGGACUUUUGAGUUUGUAUGAAGCCUCUCAUCUUCGAAUGCAUGGAGAAAAUACUUUGGAAGAAGCCAGGGAUUUUAGCAUCGAAAACCUAAAAUCAUUAAUGGAAAAAUUGGACAGUGAUUCAGCUGAGCAAGUGAGACAGUCACUGGAAAUCCCCUUGUAUUGGAGGAUGCAAAGAAUUGAAGCACUAAACUUUAUUGAUGUCUAUCAAAAGGAUACUGCAAAGAACUUGACUCUGUUGGAGCUGGCCAAGUUAGAUUAUAAUCUAGUGCAAUCCAUAUAUCAGCAAGAGCUUGAGGAGUUAGCAAGGUGGUGGAGAGACUUGGGUUUUAAAGAAAAGCUACCUUUUUCAAGGGAUAGAUUGAUGGAGAAUUAUUUGUGGGCGAUGGGGAUCAUUUUUGAGCCCCAGUUUUCGAAGUGCAGGAUCGGCAUCACCAAAUUUGUAUGCAUAUUAUUAGCUAUUGACGACAUGUAUGAUAUAUAUGGAUCGCUAGAUGAGCUGAAAUGCUUCACUGAUGCUGUGGAUCGAUGGGAGAUGAAGGCGAUGGAUGACCUUCCCCAAUACAUGAAGAUUUGUUACGUUGCUAUGCUUAACUAUGUUAAUGAAGUGGUGUUUGAUGUCCUCAAAGAUCAGGACUUGGAUACUUUCCCCUACAUUAAGGAAGCGUGGUCAAAUCUUUGUAGAUCACAUUUAAUAGAAGCGCGGUGGUUUUCCAAUGGAUACACUCCAACUGUGGACGAGUACAUAGAAAAUGCAUCGAUUUCUGUGGGUGGUCCUGCAGCAAUCGUCCAUGCUUAUGUACAGCUUGGGUGCACUAUAUCAAAAGAAGCACUAGAUUGCUUCAAGCACGAUUCUGAUCCAAUAUAUUGGGCAUCCCUCAUAACCAGACUAAGUGAUGAUUUGGGGACUUCAGAGGCUGAAAGCAAGAGAGGUGAUGUGGCGAAAUCCAUCGAGUGCUACAUGGUACAAGAAAGUGUAUCCAAAGAAGAAGCUCAAGAUUACAUAAAGAGAUUGAUCAGCUACUCAUGGAAGAAACUGAAUGAGGAGAGUGCCAAAAGUUCCCUGCCAAAAUCCGUUGUGAAGAUGUCAUUGAACAUGGCGCGCACUGCUCAAUGCAUCUACCAACAUGGUGACGGGCUUGGGACAUCGACUGGGGUGAUUAAAGAUCAUUUGACCUCGUUAAUUGUCAAACCUAUCACUAUUGAAAAAACUUAGUGUAUGGGGAUGCAACAAGGAAGAUUCACCAUGUUUGUGUGAGCAAUGCUCAGAAUGAUAUUUGCUUCCUAAAGCACAGAAUUUCACAUGCUAAUGUGUAGCUUUGUCAUUUCCAAGUUGUUUUUAGGUCAGAACUUCAAGUGCUUGAAAAAUUAGGGCGAUUAAAGUUAAGCUCUUGGUUCGACGGCAGAAGGUGAACCGACUACGUUCAGCCAAGUGGGCUUUGGGAAUGACAGAUUGAGAUCUGGUGCAAUACACGUCCUAUUGCAGUACUGCAAUAAGGCAGAAAUAUGUAAGUGUAUGGGUGGGCCUCUGCUAUUUGAGCAUGUGUCUAGAAGCCUAAGGAAGUGGGGUUUGAGCUACCCCGCUCGAGCAAGUAGUGCCCUCUCCUAUGUAUACUUACUGUUGCCCUAUUGCAUUGUUCAAUAGGGAAAAAGUGUCGCACUGAAUCGUAACCUUAAGAGUACCAGCAGCAGAUAUCCAACCAUUUUUUCUAAAUGUAGGGAACAGAAUAACUUUUUGCUUUCCUAUAAAAACAAUAUUUCACAA
Messenger RNA from Alnus glutinosa, 2391 nucleotides. RefSeq names its product probable terpene synthase 9. The coding region runs from base 1 to 1842 and encodes 613 amino acids. Gene Ontology annotation, biological process: diterpenoid biosynthetic process. The transcript has 7 exons. Gene Ontology annotation, molecular function: magnesium ion binding; terpene synthase activity. The record is from RefSeq and is a predicted model, not a curated record. NCBI's taxonomy places the organism in Eukaryota, Viridiplantae, Streptophyta, Magnoliopsida, Fagales, Betulaceae.